Sinocyclocheilus anshuiensis is the source of this 2132-nucleotide messenger RNA. RefSeq names its product sodium/potassium/calcium exchanger 3-like. Gene Ontology annotation, biological process: calcium ion transmembrane transport; intracellular calcium ion homeostasis. The record is from RefSeq and is a predicted model, not a curated record. NCBI's taxonomy places the organism in Eukaryota, Metazoa, Chordata, Actinopteri, Cypriniformes, Cyprinidae. Bases 180 to 1934 code for a protein of 584 amino acids. The transcript has 16 exons. Gene Ontology annotation, cellular component: plasma membrane. Gene Ontology annotation, molecular function: calcium, potassium:sodium antiporter activity; calcium channel activity.
GAGCACCUAAGACAGGUCAGCGGAACGAUGCGUCUAAACAGUUCGCAACAGCGCAGUGUUGACUGUGAUGAAGAAAAACAAGGCAACCCAAAAGUUUAGUUUAGUCAGAAGGCAGUUAUAACAGGAGGAAUCUGCGGAGGUCAUGUUCUGAGACCGAGGCGCGGAGCAGACGGAGCGGGAUGAAGUCGGUGACACGGAGCGCCAGGCGCUUCUGCUGCUGUGGAGUCGGGCUUCUCGCGGUGGUGUGGCUCGCACAGGUCCUGCAGCUGACAGAGAUCAAGUCUUCGUGGCCAGAAACAGACUUUCCCAGACGCAGGGUCCUGCAGUAUGGAGUCGAAAAUCAAACAAUUGACACUCCCAGAGCAGCAAUUCAUGAGUUCCCUGAGGACAUCUUCACCAAAGAGCAGCGCAAGAGAGGAGCCGUACUACUGCAUGUGCUCUGUGUCGUCUAUAUGUUCUACGCACUGGCUAUCGUUUGCGAUGAUUAUUUUGUCCCAUCGCUGGAGAAGAUCUCAGAGACGGUGGCCGUGACCUGGUGGUCUCUGUUCAGAGAUUCGCUGUACUACAUCUUCUCCGUGCUGGCCUUGAUUUUGGUUAUCUAUGAUGAAAGAGUUGUAUGGUGGGAAUCUAUGCUUCUGAUCUCCAUGUAUGGAGUCUACAUCCUUAUCAUGAAGUUUAACAGUCAGAUCGCCAGCUUUGUCCAGAGAUCAUGUGGCAGUCCGGGCCAAUGUUGUGUCAGGAGACAAACGUCCAGAGAUAAAGAGGCUGAUGAAGCGGGAACGAACGGCAACACCUCCGUGGUGCUGUUGAGGAAAGCAGGUUCAGGACAGGAGUCUCCAGUGGUGAUGGUGGAUGAGCUGCUCAUCUUGAGGCCACACCAGCUCUCAUUCCCAGAGGCUGGACUGCGUCUCAUGAUCACACCGCAUUUCUCUCCACGCACCCGUCUCACUAUGGCCGGACGCAUGCUCAUCAGUGAGAGACAGAGACUGCUCCGGGAGGAUAAGAUGAGCAGGACCUCAGUGAAGACAUUCGGCUCUAGAGGGAUAGUAAACGGAGGAAGUCUUGAAGCACAGCAGACACCUGAGGACACACAAACGACGGAUGGUAAGAAAGGAGUGAAGGUGGAGGUGGAAAACUCUCAGAGACAGAGACUGCUCCGGGAGGAUAAGAUGAGCAGGACCUCAGUGAAGACAUUCGGCUCUAGAGGGAUAGUAAACGGAGGAAGUCUUGAAGCACAGCAGACACCUGAGGACACACAAACGACGGAUGGUAAGAAAGGAGUGAAGGUGGAGGUGGAAAACUCUCAGGCUGAAGAAGAGGAUGAGGACAGGGACGAAAUGUUCAAACCUCUCCAUUUUCCUGCUGGCUACUGUGCGCGUCUGAAGUGGCUUGUGUCCUGGCCGCUGGCUGUUCUGCUGUAUUACACAGUGCCUAACUGUGUUUUGCCACGUUGGCAUCGCUGGUUCAUGGUCACCUUCAUUGCUUCAACCAUUUGGAUUGCUAUUUUUUCCUACCUCAUGGUGUGGAUGGUCACCAUCAUCAGCUACACACUUGGUAUUCCUGAUUACAUCAUGGGAAUCACUUUCCUGGCUGCUGGCACUAGUGUACCCGACUGCAUGGCGAGCCUCAUCGUCGCCCGCCAAGGAAUGGGGGACAUGGCAGUGUCGAACUCCAUAGGCAGCAAUAUCUUUGACAUCCUGCUGGGACUGGGCUUCCCCUGGGCUCUGAGGACGCUAGUAGUAGAUCAUGGCUCAGCAGUAUUCAUCAAUAAUAAAGGCCUGGUGUAUUCUGUCAUCCUGCUGCUCGCAUCAGUCUUCCUCACGGUCCUGAGUGUGCAUCUGAAUGGCUGGAAGCUGGAUCGGAGACUAGGUCUUGGUCUCAUGCUUCUUUACUCCAUCUUUCUGCUCUGCUCCAUCCUCUUCGGUCAACUCUAGAAGUGCCACACUCUUCAGUGCGUUCUUGUUUUGGUUUCAUUAUUAAAGUGCUUUUACUGUAGAUCAGGUACUAAAUCUUGGCUAAUUUCAUGCCUGCGUACAGUGUAGCAGCAAGAGGAAAUUGUGUGCUCUACAGAAGCAACCUCAGAAUGGUUUUCAGGAUCCAGUCAGUCCAUUGUUCUGUCCACAGCAAGAACG